ACCUUUGUGCUUGCUGACCUGUGCACUGGAUCCUGUGUGGUCUGCCUUUUGGCAAAGAGGUAGUUCUACUUCCUAGAAGCUUUCGAUCAGACCCCAAAUUGACCAUGAAUAGGAAUCAACAUGCCUUUUGAUGGCAGUCACAGGGCAUCUGACUGGAAAUUAGACCAGCCCGAUUGGACUGGUCGCCUCCGAAUCACUUCAAAAGGGAAGAUUGCCUACAUCAAACUCGAGGACAAGGUAUCAGGAGAGCUCUUUGCUCAGGCACCAGUAGAACAAUAUCCUGGUAUUGCUGUGGAGACAGUAACAGAUUCCAGCCGCUACUUUGUAAUCCGGAUCCAGGAUGGUACUGGGCGUAGUGCUUUCAUCGGCAUUGGCUUCACAGAUCGGGGAGACGCCUUUGACUUUAAUGUCUCGUUGCAGGAUCACUUCAAGUGGGUGAAGCAGGAAUCUGAGAUUUCCAAAGAAUCUCAGGAAAUGGAUACUCGUCCCAAGUUGGAUCUGGGCUUCAAGGAAGGACAGACCAUCAAGUUGAGUAUUGGGAACAUUACAUCCAAGAAGGGAGGUGCUUCUAAGCCCAGGACUUCAGGGGCUGGGGGCCUAAGCUUACUCCCACCCCCACCUGGAGGCAAAGUCACUAUACCACCACCGUCCUCCUCAGUUGCCAUCAGCAAUCAUGUCACACCUCCACCCAUUCCAAAAUCUAACCAUGGAGGUAGUGAUGCAGAUAUCCUUUUAGAUUUGGCUUCUCCUGCUCCUAUCACGACACCAGCACCAGCCCCAAUUUCUGCAAGCAAUGACUUAUGGGGAGACUUUAGCACUGCAUCCAGGAGUGCUUCCAGCAACACUAGUGUCACUUUAUAUGGGCUCCAUGGUGUUAUUCAAGGUUUUGCACCAAACAUGAUAAAAAAAUAUAGGAGAACCAUGAGAGAUCACUUUCUACUGCAAUAUGCAAUUUACUGGAGAGACACACUGCUCACUUGGAAAUGAUCAGCAUCACAUGGCAUUUUAAGCAGAUACUCGCAACUCUUGAGCUCACUGCAAUAGCAACAGGAGGUGGCUACGAAAUGAUUACCCGAGUGCACUGUGUGCUGUACUUAUUUUAUGCAAUUAUGAUUUAAUAUUGCAUCUUUAUAUUAGUUUACAUUUCUCUUGACUGUGAAUGAUGUCUAGUCUGUGUGUGUGUAAACUUUAUAAUAGAUUUGUGUGUAUUUUAUGGUAUAGUAAAUGAUAGACUAGCAUCUAUGUAUAUUUUGUGCAUUCAUGACGUACCUUUUUCUUAAAUUUUUUGAUAUUUCUAGGCUGUGUGGUUUGUGAAUUUUUUGAAAUUGUCACAAAUCUCCAAAAACUUUUUCCAGUAUAUUUAUUGAAAAAAAUCCACAUGUAAGUAUA
Molecule: messenger RNA, 1389 nt
Organism: Galeopterus variegatus (Sunda flying lemur)
Lineage: Eukaryota; Metazoa; Chordata; Mammalia; Dermoptera; Cynocephalidae
Gene: NECAP1
Product: NECAP endocytosis associated 1
Exons: 8
Coding region: 121-987 (288 amino acids)
Biological process (GO): endocytosis
Cellular component (GO): membrane; clathrin vesicle coat
Source: RefSeq, a predicted model, not a curated record